CUCACUGAUCAACUUCAUUGGGUUUACUUUCUACUUGCCUGUUUUCUCCCGAGGCCCACCGAUUAUUUACUCUAAUUACCUAAACAUGAUCGAAGAAAAUGAGUCUGGCACAAAUGCCGACCUAUUAAAACGCGCCGAAAAAUUACUGAAUGAACUAGUGCGAUUGACCGGUACGGGUUUCUUGGUCGUUUUUAUGAUGCAUUUCUUAUAUACAGACGCUGUUAUUGAUGAUCCAUAUCUCCUAAGUCAAUUGAAUGGAUGGCCACUUUAUGGAAUGAUCCUAGGCUCAAUUUUGUAUUUUUCACAUGUGCACAUGAUGGCGUAUCAACUGGGCGGUGCAUUGGCUCGUUUCGAUCGAAUCAAUGCUCCAUCGAAACCAAAAUGCCUCUUUCGUAUGCACAAAAAUUCACUUACAUGGCGAUAUUUCGAUAAAGGAUUAUAUGACUUUGUGCUCAAGUACAUUCAUAUUCCAACCAGCAAUUUGAAGUCCAAAUGGAAUAAAUGCGGUCGAUUGUUUGUGUUCAUUUUUGUAACAUGUUGGCAUUGCAUUGGAAAUCGAUUGUGGGCUUUCUUUUGGGUUUGGUCGAAUUUCGGUAUUUUAUAUUUGGAAAUGCUUGGCAAACUUAUAAUCGAGUCCAAAGGUUAUAGGCGUCUGUCAAUGACUUUUGGGUCUGGGACCAUGAAACGAAUCAAUAGAGUCGUUGGCAGUCAACUACUGAUUAUCCAUAUAAGUUUAUCAAUGUUAUUUUUCUCUGGCAGCGAAAACAUUCUCAUCCACAUAAUUCACGAAACUUAUUUCAACAAUGCAAUUCGUUCGUAUUUUGUGCUAAGCCUUGCAGUGUACAGCGCUUAUCACGUUAGCGAUUUGAUUUUCCAAUACGAAAAAUCGAAGCAGCAAUCAUGUAAUGUAAGAAAAACAAAAUAA
Messenger RNA from Sitodiplosis mosellana (orange wheat blossom midge), 925 nucleotides. Its product is annotated as protein-cysteine N-palmitoyltransferase HHAT-like. Gene Ontology annotation, biological process: protein palmitoylation. The record is from RefSeq and is a predicted model, not a curated record. Bases 86 to 925 code for a protein of 279 amino acids. Gene Ontology annotation, molecular function: palmitoyltransferase activity. Gene Ontology annotation, cellular component: endoplasmic reticulum. NCBI's taxonomy places the organism in Eukaryota, Metazoa, Arthropoda, Insecta, Diptera, Cecidomyiidae. The transcript is spliced from 3 exons.